This is a messenger RNA of Scutellospora calospora, 981 nucleotides long. NCBI's taxonomy places the organism in Eukaryota, Fungi, Glomeromycota, Glomeromycetes, Diversisporales, Gigasporaceae. The record is from the annotation of a GenBank genome assembly.
UUACAUGAUUGGAUAGAAAAGGGUAUGAUAAAUCUUAAUCCUGAAUUUCAACGAGACGUCGUAUGGAAAGAAAUCAAACAAUCACACUUGAUCGACUCCAUCCUCAAGAAUUUUUACAUUCCUCCAGUUAUUUUUUCAUGCAAGAAAGUAGAUGAAAAUCGUUGGAUGCGAGUAUGUAUAGAUGGGAAGCAAAGAUUGACAUCGAUUAACAGAUUCAUGAGGAAUGAAAUACCUCAUUUAGCACCAUCUGAAAAAGCAGUUUCAAAACGUUACUUUAAGGGUCAUGACAGUGAAAAAUCAAUAUCUGACAAUGAGAGGGAGUUGUUUGAAUGUUCAGAAGUUGUGUGUAUUGAAUACUAUGAUCUCACACAAAUGCAAGAACGAGAAAUCUUUAGUCGCGUUCAACUUGGAAUUCCAUUGACUCCAGCUGAAAAACUUUGGGCAAUCGGUAGUACGAUGUCAGAUUUUUUGCAUAAAACUUAUGAAACUUAUCAAGUUAUUGCUCAAAUAAUGGAUACAAAACGUGGAAAAUUAUUUCAUAUUAUGGCACAAUUAUUUUUCAUUAUUGAGAAUGAACCGGAACGAUUCAAUGCAAGACCUAAAGUUAUUGAAGAAUAUUUGAGAAAUACUCUAGAAAUUUCUAAUAAUCUUCGAGAAACAAUUAAACGAGUUUUUGACACAAUAACAUUGCUGAUAGAAGCCGAUUCAGGCAUAUUUCAACAAAAUCACCGAUUAUCACCUAUUGAAUUCGUAUUCAUUUCAUGGAUUAUCGCCAAAAAUCCAAAUCAUUCAUUAGAGAAAUAUCAAGAAUGUUUACUUAAUAUGAAGAAAUAUGUAAGAGAGAAGCAUGAGGAUACACGGUUCAACGGAAAGGUUUAUUCAACACUGAAACAUUUCAUGGAUAAUCUCGACUUUGAAGAAUUUAAUGGAUCGUCUUUAAAAGACAAUGAGCCGGCCAAUAAACGGAUUAGAUCUAUGUGA